AUGACUACAUCACUAUCAACAACACCAUUAAUUGAUCAAGAAUAUUUACCAUUUUAUUUUACAAUCACACCAGAAAAAGAAUCUGAAUUAAUAAUCGAUCAAGGAAUUGGAGAAGAAAACUAUGAUAAUUCUCCACAACCACCAUCAUCUUGUUAUUAUUAUUCGUCUCCUUCAUCCUCUUCAUCAUCAUCUUGUUCGCACGAUGAUCAUUUAUCUUGUUGUGACACCAAUUCAAGUAUCUCAAGUCCAAAUAUUCCAACCGAUUCAUUAAUCGAAUAUAUUGAAGAAGAAAACAAUUCUUCUUCCUUCUUUAUUCCACAAUUUCAAGAUGAUCAACAACAACAAAAUUUAAUAAAUGCUUUGGCCUUUAGUUUUGACAAUGACACUAACAACAAUCAAGAUGAAAAUUCCAUCAACGAAUUGCCACUAUUUUCUUACACAUCUGCUUCUGUUUCAAAUGUUACAUCUUCAAAAAAUAAAACAAAAACAAGACCUCAUCAUCAUCGUAAUAAAUCUUUACCAAUUGACAUGAUAGAAUGUUUACACACAAUGAAUUUGGCACCACCAAAACAAUCUUCCUCUAGUUCAACACGUAAAUCAAAAACCAAUUCACCUCCAUUCACUUGUCCAUAUCAAGAUUGUACAAAAACUUUUACUCGUCAAUACAACCUAAAAUCUCAUUUGCGCACCCAUACAGAUGAACGUCCUUUCACCUGUGGUUAUCAAGGUUGCACGAGAGCUUUUGCUCGUCAACAUGAUCGCAAACGACAUUAUAAUUUACAUUUGGGUUUUAAACCUCAUGUUUGUCAUCAUUGCGGUAGAGCUUUUGCUAGACUUGAUGCAUUAAAUAGACACCUUAGAUCUGAUAGCGAAAGUCGAAAUAGACAAUUCAUUUCACACACACACACAAUAUAG
Entrophospora candida is the source of this 915-nucleotide messenger RNA. The record is from the annotation of a GenBank genome assembly. NCBI's taxonomy places the organism in Eukaryota, Fungi, Glomeromycota, Glomeromycetes, Entrophosporales, Entrophosporaceae.